Molecule: messenger RNA, 859 nt
Organism: Colletotrichum acutatum
Lineage: Eukaryota; Fungi; Ascomycota; Sordariomycetes; Glomerellales; Glomerellaceae
Product: extracellular serine-rich protein
Exons: 3
Coding region: 34-609 (191 amino acids)
Source: RefSeq, a predicted model, not a curated record
CGUACAGGAUUAUCGAGUGUCAAAGUAUUCAAGAUGAAGUUCAGCAUCGUUGCCGUCUAUCUCUCCGCCUUCGUUGGAGGCUCGUUGGCCGCCGCUCUAAAUGAGCGUCAGGCACCACCUGCACCGGGCCCCGCGCCCCCGACGCCCAAGGUCAUCCCCGUUGUCGUUGGUAGCCCGACUCGUGAGAAGUCUCUGCUCUUCUAUCCCGAGGUCGUAAAGGCAAACCCUGGCGACAUUGUUCAGUUCCAAUUCUGGCCCAACAACCAUACCGUCACCCAGGCCGCGAACACCCAGGCCCCGUGUAACCCUCUCCAGGACACGAUGCCGAAUGGCGUUCAUUCUGGUUUCAUCCCGGGAGUCACAGACGGCUCUCCAGUCGGAACUUUCAACGUUCAGGUUGAGAAUACCGAGCCCAUGCUCAUGUACUGCGCCCAAGGCAUGCACUGCCAGCUUGGCAUGGUCAUGAUCAUCAACCCCAAGGCGGACGCCGAUGUCCAAGCAUACAAGACGGCCGCUAAGGGAUCACAAAUGAACGUCCCCGCCAAGAACGUGGCUGGUGGCUCUGCGGGCAGGAUUCCCUCAAAUUUGGCUGUUCCACCUGUUGUUUAGAGGAAAGGGCGCAUAUGUAGCGGCUGAAGUCACAGUGAACUUGCAUCAAAUCAACUACGACUUGUAAUUUGUGUUUACAUGAUCGCUUGCCGUCACCUACUAAUUUCGGCAAGCGGAUAAACUUGAGCAAGGGGAUGGCGCUGCUGAUGCGGGCUGUCGGCUAGAGCUUUGAAGAUUUGCGUGCGCGGAGUCUGGUUGGUUAUAAAUUCGAGGAUCGAGUGUUAAAUCAAGAAAUCACGUUUUCUAGGCG